Molecule: messenger RNA, 2235 nt
Organism: Larimichthys crocea (large yellow croaker)
Lineage: Eukaryota; Metazoa; Chordata; Actinopteri; Sciaenidae
Gene: socs9
Product: suppressor of cytokine signaling 9
Exons: 2
Coding region: 321-2000 (559 amino acids)
Biological process (GO): intracellular signal transduction; phosphatidylinositol phosphate biosynthetic process
Cellular component (GO): phosphatidylinositol 3-kinase complex
Molecular function (GO): 1-phosphatidylinositol-3-kinase regulator activity
Source: RefSeq, a predicted model, not a curated record
CAAUUACUUUUCGCUUCCGGGUUACGGCAGUUCAUUUGUCAAAGCUAAUGGCGAGCCGCCUCUUUUCUUUUUUUUAUAUUUUUGUGUUAGUUUUUUAAAACAGAAAAAGAUAUUUUGUCGGGAGAGGAAAGUUGCCAGGAACUUCUAAAAGUUUGUUUUUAACUCUCGGCGGCCGCAAUGCAUGGACAACAAUAAUGGCGUCCCAAACGAGGGGUUUGGAUGGAAAACUUCCUGCUUCCAAAAGUUAACUGCAAUUACGAGUCAUCCCUCAGCGCUCCCUGGAGUGCCGCAACCAUUGCUCUUCCACCACACAGUCCAUCAUGUCAUUACCAAAGGAGUCGGGGAACCGAGGGAAAGAUCGAGAGAGAGGGGCCCGUCCCAAGGUGAGGCAGAGCCGCUCAGAGGAGAGACGAGAUGCAGGCAGUGGGCGGAAAGGUGGAAAGGGGAAGAAAAAAGGCCUCGCCGCCCACGAACCAGCAGCUGAGAGGCCGGUCAGCGAUGGAUUUGAGUACGGGGAGCUGUUGAGUGACCUAGAAACCAGGGACCAAUCUUCAUCCUCUCCGGUGAGGGAGAAUUGGAGAUGGCAGGGUUUGGAAGUCGCUGCCUCAUUACUAGGACAAGAACGGGUAACAGCCAAGCCAGGACUGGGAACAGUUAGCUCUAUUACAGAGCUGUCUGCACCCAGUGAAGGUGAGGGCAGAGGGUCCAGCAGCAGUCGCACUCUGCGCCAAAAAAUCCAAGACGCAAUGGGGCAAUGUUUCCCAAUAAAGACUCUCACUGCGGCGGCACCAGCACCAAGUCCACAGGCUCUCGCAUCAUCAGCUGCCUGUGCCUCCUCCAGGCGCAAAAUCCAUCUCAGUGAGUUGAUGUUGGACGACUGCCCUUUCCCUGUAGGAUCAGAGCUGGCUCAGAAGUGGUAUCUCAUUAAGCAGCACACGGCCCCCAUUACCCAGCCUCCCGUGCUCGAUUCUGCUGUGGUGUGCAGCGCGCCUACUUCGGCCAUGGCUGCUGUGGUAGAGGACGUGGACGACAGGCUGCGAGAGCGCAGGCGCAUCAGCAUCGAACAAGGUGUCGAGCCGCCGCCCAACGCAGAGAUUCACACGUUUGAGGUGACCGCACAAAUUAACCCUCUUUACAAGCACGGACCUAAGCUGGCUCACGGUAUGAAUGAGUUGGCCGGGGCCGACAGAGCAUCUGCUCAUCAGCAACAGCAGCUUCUUCUCCAAAGACAGCAGCAGCAUCAGCUCCUACUGCAGAGCUGUUUGGAUACUUUGGAUGAGGUGGUGGCCUCAGCCUCCGCUUCUGCCUCCACCCCCGCCUCUGUCUCUUCCUCUGCCUCUGCUUCAGCCUCUGUCCACACCUGUGAAACCAUUUCCACCCCUCCAGUUGACCCAGAGGUUACAGUGACCAGCAUGCCCUCCAGGGCUAUACUUCCUCAGACUGAGAAUCCUACAUCUCACGACGGCUACCGCAUUCACACUCAGAUUGAUUACAUUCACUGUUUAGUUCCAGACCUGCUGCAGAUCACCAACCUCCCGUGUUACUGGGGGGUCAUGGACCGCUACGAGGCAGAGACCCUGCUGGAGGGAAAGCCUGAAGGCACCUUUCUCCUUCGCGACUCUGCCCAGGAAGACUACCUCUUCUCCGUCAGCUUCCGCCGCUACGGCCGCUCGCUACACGCACGCAUCGAACAGUGGAACCACAACUUCAGCUUCGACGUGCACGACCCCAGCGUCUUCCACGCUCCGACCGUCACGGGAUUGCUGGAGCACUACAAGGACCCCAACUCCUGCAUGUUCUUCGAGCCCCUGCUGUCGAACCCCAUCCACCGCACACAGCCCUUCACCCUGCAGCACAUGUGCAGAGCGGCCAUAAGCAGCUGCACCACCUACGAUGGCAUUAACAUGCUUCCCAUUCCAAAUGCUUUGAAAAAGCACCUGAAAGAAUAUCACUAUAAACAGAGAGUACGUGUACGGCGAAUGGACACCUGGUGGGAAUGAAGAACAACAACAAAAAAUUGAAAUUAAUAACAUUUUUCCACGCAAACUGAACUGCACAAUGUCGUACACUCUCCCUGGCUGUAUUAACCUUCACGACACUGUACUUAUUUAUUUUAUUCCUGCUGUACAUGUCUUAACAAUCCUGCUAAAACCACACUGAUGAGACAACAUGUAAUCUCACUGACCUUGUACACUCAAAGUUCUUUAUGCUCCGAAAUAAACAGACUUAUUUAGA